Ornithodoros turicata is the source of this 16079-nucleotide messenger RNA. It is a transcript of the gene spen, whose product is annotated as protein split ends-like. The record is from RefSeq and is a predicted model, not a curated record. The coding region runs from base 156 to 13967 and encodes 4603 amino acids. The transcript has 15 exons. Lineage: Eukaryota; Metazoa; Arthropoda; Arachnida; Ixodida; Argasidae. Gene Ontology annotation, molecular function: RNA binding.
GAGUGCCCGAGAGCGCUGACGUCAGAUUUUCGCGGCGGAGAAGUUCUGCGUGUAGUGUGGGCCGCGAAGAAAACACACGGUGUAUGAUAUAUGUUUGAUGGGGCCGUAUAUACGAGUCCAGCGAAAUGAUGUCCUGAUGUGGCGUGGAAUGCAAGAUGGUUAGAGAGACUAGACACCUCUGGGUCGGAAAUUUACCGGAUAACGUGCGAGAAGAACGGAUACGGGAGCACUUCAAACGGUAUGGGAAGGUUCAGAGUGUGAAGUUACGUCGCGAUGCUGACGGGGUCUCGGCGACGGUCUCGUUCAUCGAUCUGCGGUCUGCAGCCAAGGCUCACGGCGCAGAGAACAAGGUGGACGAGCGGUUACUCAAGACCGACUACUACGAACCCGCAGCGUGCGCCGCCUCAGCCAUCUUCAUCCACGAGCGCGAGGACCUGCUGCCGCCGCCGCCCUCGCAGCGUACCUCGUCCGCUUCGGCAGUCGCUGCGGUUUCGGCCGCAGGGGCUACGCCGUACCAGGGACCUGCCAGAACUGCACGGUACCCAGACGAUCGGAGCUACUACUACGAGCGUGGCGGAGAGCGGGAUCCAUACGUGAGGCGUCCAGCCGGCUACCACGAUGAAGAUGGCUACCAGAACAGGGGACGGUCGAGGGACAGGUAUGCACGCUCGACCACUUCCAUUGCGCCUGCUACAUCAUACCAGGAUGGGCCCGCUCAAAGAACGGCGAGCCAUUUUCGCAGCCAUGCUUCGUCGCGGCAGCACUUUGAACAGCAAGGAAACUACGGCGCUGGCGUCGACACGUUUGAUGAAAAGGAUGCAGGGGUCCCAGUAGCAUCGCCUGCAGGUCGGAGUGCAACCAGCAGUAGCAGCGCAUCAUCGAGACGAGCGAGUGCUGUCAGCUCUACAGUUACAUCCCCACCGUCACAGCCGGGCAGAGGGCCGCACGGUAGCGGAGGUGCGAAGCAGAAUCAUAGGUCGCGGUCAGGAGGCUCGCGGUCAGCAUCGCGGUCGCGUUCGAGCUCUCGCAGCUCGAGUGGCAGCCGCCUGGGCAGCUCUUCUUCUAAAGUGCGCUCUAGCUCCAGUGAGAGUAGUGCCCGAUCCUUGUCACCUGGGAAAGCACUGUCACCCACGCAAAAUAGCGUGAAAAGCACACGCAGUGAUCGGCCUGCAAGUACUGUGACAGCUCCUUCGGCGACUCCAUUCCUCCAGUCAGCCGUCACAGCACCCAACUCAAAUGCGACAUCAUUGAGCACGUGCCAGUCUAAUAACAACGACAGCUGUAUCAGUGAACGAGAAGACAAACGGCCUCUUGGGAUCUGUGUUCGGAACCUUCCAGUCCGUUCAACAGAUACAAGCCUCAAAGAUGGCCUCUUCCACGAGUACAAGAAACACGGGAAGGUUACAGUUGUGAAAGUCAUAGGCCAAGGCACGGAACGUUACGCUGUGGUGUGUUUCAAAAAACCUGAGGACGUGGAGAAGGCAUUGGAAGUCUCCAAGGAUAAGCUCUUCUUUGGCUGCAAAAUUGAGGUAACAGCACAUGAGGGUCUGGACGGAGAAGACAAUGAGUUCAGGCCCCUAGAGGCAGAGCUGGAUGAAUAUCACCCAAAGGCCACACGAACGCUGUUCAUCGGGAAUUUGGAGAAGGACAUCACUACUACUGAGCUAAGGAAGCACUUUGAGCAGUUUGGGGAGAUCAUUGAGAUCGACAUAAAGAAACAGGGGUCGGCAUCCUCGUACGCCUUUAUCCAGUACUCAGACAUUGCAAGUGUGGUGAAGGCGAUGCGCAAACUGGACGGCGAGAACCUGGGUGCCAACCGCAUCAAGCUGGGCUUUGGCAAGAGCAUGCCCACCAUGUGCGUCUGGCUGGAUGGCAUCGCAGACACAGUGUCAGAGAAGUUCCUGACACGAAACUUCAACCGAUAUGGCCCCGUCACCUACGUGGCCGUGGACCGGGAGAAAGGCCAUGCCCUCGUCUACUUUGACAGCCUCGAGUGCGCCCAGCAUGCGGUCUCGGAGAUGCGUGGCCGCGUCUUGGGUGGCAAGAAGCUCCAGGUUGACUUUGCUAGUCGAGAGUGCCAGACAGCGUUCUUUGACAAAAUCGAGAUGUCUGGGCAGGUCGUGCAGGGAGAGAGACCCUGGGAGCGGCGCGACCGCAGAGCUGACUUUGAGGUGCUGCGAGAUGACAGGUUUGUAAGGUAUGGCAGGUUAAGUGUAUGUCCUGCACAGCACUUGGCAUGCUCACCACCUUCUGUGAGGCCACAAUCUAAUGGCUGCCUGCCUUAUAGGGAUGGUCGUAGCAUUCCAUUUGAUGGCAGAGGAUACAGCCGGUAUGAAGCCCAACAACGCUCGAGCCGGGGUGUGUUCCGUGGUGUGCAGCGUGGUGCUUACAACAACAGAGGCCGGGGCCAGGUCUUUGCUGGGCGGUACGAAGGUGUCUAUCAUGAUGAGUAUGCAGACAGGAGGCACAGGUUCUCUGAAAAAGAAGACGGCCUCGAUGACGUUGCUCAGUAUGACGACCGGCCCGACAGGCUGAAGCAUACGGAUGGCACACCAGACUGGGGUGCUCGGAAGAGCAUUCCCAAGAAACACCGCAACUCCACCAGCGACCAGGAGAGUCAUCACAGCCAGUCCCCACCGCAGUCUCGGCACCACAGCCGUUCCCCGCCACGUUCUAAAAAGUGUUCCCUGUCCUUGUCCAAGGAUCGUGUGUCUCAGCACCAUCGCUCCAGCCCUAGUGCGUCGUCAUCUCAGCUAAACAGCCCUUCGAGGGAAGCACUAGUCGAUGGGGAUGAAACGAGCGACUCCCGUGAGGUGUCAUCUCGGAGGCGUUCAACGGACUCUCUGAAAGCAGACUCGAGGGACGGCCCUUCGUUGGCGCUGUCUUCAGUCUGCUCCAAGUUGGAGGCCUUCCAGGAUGAUAAACAUCGGUUACGGUGCAAUCAACGUCGAGACACAAUGGAUGACGUGGGGUCGACGUGCGAGUCUCCUUCGCAGUUGGAGCGCAAGAGGAGGCUUCUCGGUUUGAAAGAGAUCCCGAGACACGAAGACCAGAGCGACACCGAUGGUGCCGAUGUGGAUGAGGACGCCAAGUACUUGCCUAAACAGGUUCAGGACAUUCUGAGCUCGAGUGACGGCGAGUGCUCGGAUUCGGGCAAGAAGAAGCUAAAGAGCCCUGCAGACGUCAACUGUGCUUCGACAAAUAAACCUCGACACGCCAAAGACAUACCUAGUAUUGUUGGGAAACGCCUGUCUGUGAGCAGCAGGAGUGCGAGUCUGGACGACAGCAGCACCAAGUACUCCGGCGACCCCCUGGCAGUGAAAGUGACAAGUGAUUGUGUCUUUAGAAAACAGUUGGACCCGCGAAGACAGUUUGAACAUAAUAAGGUGUCCUCUUCCUCUGUGCGGACGCUUCUGAGGGUGAAAAAGGUGCAUUCGGACAAAUUUGAAGUGACGUGCGUGGGGGGUGAGGGGGGUUUCCAGACAGAGCUACGUAGGAGUUCCGACACGAUACCGGGGUUGGUGUCGUCAACAGACAGUGAUAUUGUUUCGUGUGCAGAACAGUUUUCACAUAAUUUUCACGGGAGACACAGUGAAGAGUGCAUCGACGAAGUGUCAUCUUCCAGCGACAACCAGGGCAAGAGGAACGGGAGCCGCCGUGACUCUAGCCCCCUCUCUCUGCCUCUGCCUAAGUUCGCUGCUGCGCUGCGGUCCCCAAAGACAUCCCCACAGGUUGUCAAUUCCCCCAAAGCUAACUCACAUAGUCCACACGAGAACUGUUUGCCAAUGAGUGCCUUGAAUUCAAAAAGUCUGCACUGUCCAGAGGUGCCUCACUCGGAGAAGCCUCCAGAGGUGGCAUCCGAGGAGAGGCCCCCACCGGAGCCUCCUGAAGCAAUAGUGGAGGCCCUUUCACCCAGCCCAUCCCCAAAGGCCCCUGCAAAGGGGCCCAAGGAGGAGUCUCAGGAGAGCUCCUCAGAUUCAGAGUGCUCCAUGUCUUCACCUAACCUUCCGUCCUUCGACGAUCAGAUCCGAGCUCUGGACGAGAAGUACAAUGCCCUAACAGUCCCCACAAGAAAUUUCGCUGUUGAAGUUCCACCGCUUAUCACAAACAUUAUUGAUUAUCAAAAAUACACCAUAAAAAAGAGACCCAGGUUUCCCGUGUUGUCUCAGGAAUUUCGAGCAGAACCUUCAGAAAUUAUGAAGUCCCUCCUGGCGAAAACAACCAUCCUCGAUCAAGACUCCAAGCGGUUGGAGCACAUCAACGAGAAGUACGAGCCGAAAGACGUUCGUCUCGACCUCUCUGCCGGGAGUAAGCCGCUCUUCCGCACCAAGGCAGCAGCGAAAGAGUUCUCAACCCCUCUCUCGGUGUCAUCUCACACGGCUGGUGGCACCUUCACAACGUACACCGCCACUGUGCCCUCUUCUGCACCCGCCACUAGUCCCGGGCUUGGCCUAGCUGAUGCAUCUCCUAGCCCCACAGUUCCUAUUUGUUCUCCGCAGAGCGCGGUGCCCCAGUCACCCGUCCUGGCACCUUGUUCUCCUAACCUCACCCGAAUGAUGCCUGCCGUAGAGUCCUUUACAAAGCAAAUCCCUGCUGUGUUGCCCACCUCGGUGCACAGCGACACACCAUCGCGGACAGUGUCCAUCAAGCGAGAACCUUCUUCGCCUGUAGCGCCAACACAGCAGCCAUUUCAAAGCCCUUCACAUUGUGGGUCACCACCACCAGCCAUAGUCAAGAAGGAGACAUCCUUGGAGCCGUCACCAACAACAGUGAAGAAAGAACCACGCCCAAAGGACGUUGUGGCUGUUAAGACGGAGGUGCAGUUAGGAAACAUUAGAGACAUUCCAGUGAAAAGGGAGCCAUCGAAUGAGAACAUCAGAAGAGACAUUAAGAAAGAGCCGUCGUCUCUCAGUGGCAGCGGCAGUUCCAGACACAGCAGCAAGGAAGCUGCACCAGGGGACCUUGCGUGCGGCUCUGUUACGGUCAAAGAGACGAGGGACUUUCAGGCCAGUGAAGGCAUUGAAUCUCCCCCACCAAUGGUUGCUGCCAUCAAAAGGAGGGUGUCUUCCAUCGACAGCAAUGAAUCAGACUCUGGGAAGUCGUCCAGGUCUAGCGACGUUUAUGCUGAACCACACGAGGUCACCUGGACCAGAAAUGAAGAUUCCAAGGCCCCGGAACCUGAGGCUAAACGACCGAGGCUUUCGCAUCACUCGAGUCGGGAGAGCUUCGAGAAAGGCCACAGCAUAGGGAAACAAAGUACAUUGCCAGGAACAACGACAACAUCAGGGAAAGCGGACAAGAGGCCAGAGAGACCACCAAAGCUCGAGAGAACAGAAAGGCAGUUAUCGACCAUCAAGUCCGAGCCAACAGAGAGGGAUGAAUACAAGCCUGCUCCAGUGACCGAAUCAAGAAGGGAUAGUAACAGGAGCAGAGACGACAAGAAACCUAGGACGAGAGAGAACAAGGAAAAAUCAAAAGACAGAUCUAGGGAGUCCCACAGGGAAAAGGACUCGAGCAGGGACAAGGAAGGUGUGAGCGAAAAGAGUAGGGAGAAAGAAACAAACCGGGACAGGGAAUUGGCCAAGGACAAAGAGUCUAGUCGGGAGAAAGAUUCCUUCAAGGACAAGGAUUCCUGCAGAGAGAAGGAGUCUAGCCACGAAAGGGAAAGAAUCAGAGAAAAGGAACCCAGCAAAGAAAAGGAGCUCCACAGAGAGAAGGAGUCUAGCAGAGAAAAGGAACUCCACCGAGACAGAGAUGAGGGCAGGGAGAAGUCUCAGGAGGGCAGGCAUGGGUCACAAUCGUCUUUUGGUGGAAACAAAUCCAAGAGAGAGCACAGGUCUGAAAGAUCAGAAAAGGACAAAUCUAGAUCUGAGAGAAAAAGCUCCAGCGAUCGAUCUAAGGACUCCAAAUCAAGGUCGAGAAGCAAGGCUGAGUUUGCAAACUCUGCUGCCCUCGCAGCAGAGUUCUGUUUCUUGGAUGAUGAGCCAGUCUACUUCUCGAUGUAUGACAAGGUGAAGGCAAGGUCCAGCCAGAACCAGACCCUGAAAGACCAGGCCAACAUGGAAACCAUGCGACAAAAGUUCAGCAGACUCAAACAGAGCCGUGCUAAAAAGGGAAAAUCAGCAGACAUGGAUUCAGAUCAUGAUUCAGACCUUUCUAGUCACCACUCAGACUCUGACUCGGAGACAAAAUCUAGGAUUUCUCACAAGCCCAAGCAGCUCUCCAGGAAAAGGAAGCAUGUGAUCGAGAGCUCUUCAGAAGAGAAUGGUCCUUCCUUCGGCAUGCGGCUGAUGCACAAAGGUGAAGACAGCAGUGAUCUGUUUACUGACUCUGAUGCAGAAUCGUUCAAAGAUACGCACCUUCUAAAGACAAAAGAAAGGAAAGUUGACCUUUCUGAUGUGGAGACGUCUGACUCUGAUGAGCCUUCACACAUGCUCAUGUCAUCGCGGAAAAAUAAAAUCAAACAGAAACACUUUGCAGAGAAACCAAAAGUCAAGCACAACAAGUCUGAUGUUGAAAGUUCCGAUGCCGAUAUCAGUCGCUGUUUUAAGCGUAAAGAACACAAAAAAAGAAAACCACGCAAGAUAAGUGUCUUGAAGUCUGAUCCAGAAGCAUCUGACGACGAACCUUGCUUGGUAAACAUGGAAGACAUUAAGAUGCUGAGACAAAAAGGUACUAAAUCCGAACCCGAGAAUAAGCAUGACCAUAGCUCACAUGUCAAAGAAGCCUUCACAAACAAACCGAAGAGGCCUAGCAAGGAAGGUGAUGAUUCAAAGACAGAAGCUGAUGACAGUACAAGGCAGAAGCACUCAAGCAAAAAGAGGAAGAAGUCAAAGAAGUCGGGAAAGUUAAGAAAAACAUCAGAGAAGGGGAGCUCCCUGCCAGCACCUAAGCAUGUUGACAACUGGGAAGCAGGAGAUGAAUCCUCUGUCUCUUCGAAAUACAUUGGAUCACCGAGGCAAGCUACCAGCUCGCCACCCGUACUGCAGCCAAAUAUCUUCUCGGACGCAGAAAUGAAGUCUGAGUUCUCAGACUAUGACUUUGAAUGUGCUAUGAAGCGAAAAGAGAACGCUCUAGAUAUGUGGGAAGAGUUGAAGCCUAAAGUGGGUACAGAAGAGGAAUUUGCACCUUCAAAAGAAGAUAAAACUGAUCAAGAUGAAACAUUUUGCGAGACAAAAGAAAACAGUUCCGAGCAUAACAAGUCUGGUGAUUUGGGAAGCUUGCACACUGAAUGCAGCCAUGACGCUCACGUCAUUGGUGGCCCAGAUGAUCGAAAAGGAGGGCCACUUGACCUGGAGGACGUCACAUACGAUGAUGUUACGUGUGAACUUCCAUCAAACAGGAACAUCAGUACAGAUGAAGAGAACAAAGAGCUAAAGGCCGAUGAACCAAAGCCCUCAUCGAAAGAACACAAGAAGAAGAAGAAGCAGCUGAAAGAAAAGAGGAAAAGGCACAAGGAAGAACAUGCGCCUAACAGCCCUAUGCACGUGCACAGCGACUCGGCUGUAGCGCCUUUUCCAAGCUCGUCCACUGUAGACGACGACAGCAAGCUCACCGAAGACAUCAGGCUGGAUGAGGACAUCGUUGAAGAAGCGCGUCGUCUAGAGGAGGAGCUGCUGGCGCAGACGGAAGAGACGAGCACGUUUGGAGAUGGUGACGGUUUGCCACGCAGGGAUGAGAAACCCCAGCAGGUGGAACGUCACUUUGAAGAAGAAGCUGCUAAAGAAACAAAACGCCUGGAAGAAGAGCUCUUCUCCUCUGGUAGAGACUCAUGGCACACCGACAAAGUGUACGAUGAUGUGGUGACCUCGAAAGAGGUCAAGGAGGGUGGGUCUUCACCUGUCAAGGAGGAUAUCUAUGGUGGUCUUGUCCCAUCUGAAGGGCACCACUCAGGCUCAACUCAUUACAUGACAAGCCACGAUGCAUCAGAGCACUUUAAACUUGAUGAUAAGGAGCCAUCCUCCUAUGAGCUAGACAGCCCGAGGAAGAUGGAGGAUGACCUGGCUGUCUAUGCCCUGCUGCAGGAAAUGGGAAAUGACGGCAUCUCUGCUCCUGAGCUCCCAAAAGAGGCUGACUACCUUGAACCUAUUAUUGAAGAGCACCACCAACAGCCACCCGAAGAAGAGCCACUUGGCUUCAUGUUGCCAGACGAAAGUUCAAGCUCGUUGCAGAUCGACACUUCAAUGCCAGACCUGACACAAGAGGAGAGUCGCGAGAGCCCCGCCGUCCUGGAGUUCACCAAUUCCAUCCAGUCGCUGCAGCAACAGGAACAAUCAGAGAAAUCUGCAGAAGUGCCAGUGGAAGAAUCCUCUUCCGAGUGCAACCAGAACCAAACAUCAGAACAGACGAAAGAAGACAGUUCUGUCACACCUCCACCCCUGGGUGCUGGAUAUGAAGAAUCCAAUACUGAACCCCCAGGCGAGCUUCCAGACUUGACAAAGUGUGCAGUACAGGCUGAAAGUCAAAGUACUUCUGCAGAAGAGUCAGAGAUUUCCCUGAUGCCGCAACAGACAGAAAUGAACAGGGUCCAGAGAAGAAGGAAGAGCAACUCUAGGUCUGAAGAGCCACAAAAUUCUGACAAAUCUGAUACCGAUGAGGAGGGCAGUGAAAUCAACAGGGACUACCAAGAACAUUUACAACAGCUUCUUGGUGAAGCUUUCCCACCAAGGAGUGACGAGCUUGAGGCAUCAAACUCUAAUGCCGAAUUUGGGCAACUUACUGCUUGUGAACAGCCAAAGGAGAAAUCUCUUUCUCCAUCCAAAGCAGCUACAUCUCAGUUUGAGGAAGAACUGUCUUUGGCACCUUCGACAGACAUGUAUCCACGUGCCAUGUCGCCGCCUCCGCAGCAUCAAGAGGAAACUUGUGGUGUUGUGCAAGUGCCAAAGGAAAGUGCUUCACUUGAACAAACCAACGAAGGAGAGAGCAAACCCGAUCUUGAAUGUCCAAAUGAGAAGACUUCUGGCAAUGAUGUAGAAAGGAUUCAGCAACAGGUUCCAACAGAAAAUGACAGCAGUAAAGACCAGGAUAUGUUUGAUGACAUGCCUCACAGCACCCCAAUCCUUGAGAUCAUUGAGACCUUGAGCUCGCCAGUGGGUGACGCUGAAGCGCAAGACGGAGAACGUGAUGGCUCCGUACAGCAGGAAGUGGAUUCCUCUGGUGAACAGCAAGAGCACUUGCUGUCCGCAGAGGAAGAAGCUGCCCCUGCCCUCUCAGAGUCACCUGCAGUGGAAUGUGUGAAGAGGAGGCCAGGAACUAGAAGAGGUCGGCGAACAAAAUCUCGCCGUGCAUCUCUCCCACGAUUCGAAGUAGCAGAGACACCUCCAAGGCAGCCAGGGAAACGUGGACGUGCAACUUCUGCUGACAAGGCGAGGCGUGGACUUCGGUCUGAUACUGUCGAGAAUCCGUCCUCAGAAAACGAGGACAUGUGUAUCCAAUCAAGCGGAUCCAAGCCGGAUGUUCCGUCUCUUGAGGCUGAGGUUUCUGACACCGAGAACCAAGCACAGCCCCAGGAGCAGGAAUGUUCUGAACACUUGGUGUCGUUUGAGAAUGUCUCGAAAGAUAGCACCGAACUGAGCAGGGUGUCAGCGUCUGCAGCAGAGAAUGCCAGCGAGAGCUCCCCCUUGGAAAAGAAGCUGUUAGACUUGCCUGCAGACUCUCACAAAGAAGAACCUAGGAAACGACGUGGCAGGAAGAAGAAGAACUCUGGCGAACACCAUUCUGGACACUUCUCUCCACCACCCAAUGUGGAGAAAGGAGAGCAAAAGUCUGACGAACUUGAACAGAAGGAGUUGGAAAAACAGAAGGAAGUACGUCCAUGUUUCUCUUCUGGCAGGCAAGCUCAGCAGCUCGACCACAAGGCAGCCAAAGGAAACCCAAGUGCAUACGAUGUUUAUGAAUUCAAGGAUUCUGAAGAUGAGGAAGAGCAGUCUUACAACAAUGACAGGCAAGUGGCAGUGGCACAGGAGAAGCACCCAGACAAGCACCAGGAAACAGCUAAGCCACACAGUCACGAGCACGGUCAUCAUGAAAGUAGGUCCGUCCAUGAUUCGUCCCUCGAAAAGCGCCACGAAGACUCAAAAUACAAAGCGUUCCACCAUGACGAAAAGGAAGCGUCGACUAAGGAAUACGUGACAGAGCUUAGCCAGCAUGGAAAAAUAUCCAUCACAAUACGUCUUCACCAGAAAGAUGGCCACGACGGCAGUACCUCCAGCACAGCCGAGGUUGUGAAAACAUCUGAGGCUGUUGCAGGAGAAGAUGUCAAGACGGAGAACGUGCGAACUGAGAAGCCUAGUAGCACAAAACAGGACGUACCAGAUGGUCAUCAAAUGAAAACCAGAAAAUCCGCACGUCUGAUGUCUCAGGCUUCAAAGACCACCAUUGAUGAAGUGAUUGAGGAUGUGGUUAAAGGGAACUUCAAGGCCACAGACGAAGAAGGAGAACCUCACACGGAAGGCCCCCUGACGAGGGCAGCGAGGAGAACGAGGUCUAGUCGCCGUGCUGAGGAUCCCAUCUGCAAAAUUGAAGACAACUCUGACUCACAAAAGAGCAAAAGUGAGCAGACGUCCGUCACCUCUGACAACAAGGUCAAGGACGUUACCGAAGAUGUAAAAGCAUCUGGAGGCACAGUAGUCCAAGCACAGGAACAGCCAGUUCCAAAAGCUGAUCCAGAGCCUCCCAAGUCUGAAGCAAAGAUGUCCCUUCGAUCAUUCAGAUUCACCCGCUCAGCAGCAAAAUGUGACCAGCAGCAGCAGCAGCAGAAGGAGCAGGUCACCAACAAAGAGGAGACUCAGGAUAAAGAUGCUCCUAAGGAGGAAACAGCAGCUCCUCAAAAGGAAUCCCAUCAGGAAACAUCUCAGCCUGUUGCCCCAACAGUCCCUGUGCUGAAGGUAGAGCUUCCUAAAGUGCGGGCUAAAGAAGAGGCCAAGAAUGCUGCGUGUGAUGCAGAAGAUGACAGUGAUUCUCGCUCUAGCCCAACAGAACUUAUAGAUCCUGUCACAGGUUUUCUAACACCUGUGAACAAAAGCGGAGAGACAUCAGCUGUGGCCAAGGAACCUGUGGUGCCACCCCUCAAGGCUCGCAAGCAGGCUGUUGAGCUUACAGAGCAGGCUGCUGCUGCUCCUGCAACUCCAAAGGAACCAGUAAUUCAAACGCCAUCAAUUGCUGUCACACCUAAAGUUCCAGAGGCGACUGGGGAUGCCGCCGAGCCUAAGCCAUCCCCAGAACAGCAACACCGAUUGCCUGUGCUUGCUCAUGCUGGGGCGCAGAGGGAGCCAGCAGCUUUGCAACAGCCAGCUGCACAACCAACAACACCGUACCGCCCACCACUUCUUGUCAGUAGUGCAUCGGAGACUCCAAAACCGCCAACAAUUCGCGUAACAGUGGAGGAACCCGUGGCCAGUGUGCCUGUGGCAAACAAACCAGCGGAGCCAAGUGAGCCAGCUGUGUCUCUGGCACAACACUUUGGAAGUGCCGGUGGGAAAGUGGUUCUGCCGCCUGUUGGACAGCCAGCGGUUUCUUCUCAAAUGCCCCAUGCAUGGGCAGCGGGACGCACAGUGGUGCCACAGUAUCCAUCCUUUCCAUCCAUCUCGUCUGCAAGCUUGGCUGCGUUGUCUCCAGGACAACAGCACAGUCCUCGCAUGGCAUGUCCUCAGAGUGCAAUGCAGCCUGGGGUCGGCCACCAAUCCGUAGUGAGAAUGGCAGGAACCCAGCAACACCAUCAGAUGCAGCAGCAGCACAUUCAGCACCAGCACAUGCAACAGCAAAUGCAUCAACACCAGCAAUUGCAUCAGCAACACCACAUGCAGCAACAGCUGCACCAGCAACAGCAAAUCCAUCAGCAACAGAUUCACCAGCAACAGCAGAUUCACCAGCAGCAUCAGAUCCAUCAACAGCAUCAGAUGCAGCACAUGCAGCAACAACAGAUGCAGGGACAGCAACAUAUGCAGCAGCAACAAGCUCAAGAAACUGGUACCAAGGUGACCCCUGCUGCACACCCUCCCAACAUGCUGGUUGGCAUACCAUCCAUUGCAUCGUCCCAGCUGCACUCUGGUCAAGGAAAAGUAGAGAAUCACCCAAGCGCGAUUCACUCCCAUCACACCGAGCACAAACAGGGUGGAGUAACCGCAGGACAUCUGCCUCACAUACAUGGCAAACCUGUGGACACGUUCCCCAUGUCAUCGCAGACUUCUCUAGCAGCAGCCCGAACACCAAGCCGUACACCUCCCACCUCAGUUGGCCGUCCCCAUGUUGUCGAAGCCCUAUCGGGCAGUCGCUCAGCUGGGGUUCCUCCUCCCAUGGCUGUUGCUACAACGAGCAAAGCACAUGAUCAGAGGAGUGCCAAGGCAUCCACUUCGCAUCCUCAUGCUUCCAAGCAGAACCCAUCUUUCCUUCAGCCAGGCUUUUCUGGCUACGAGACAACCAUGGCUGGGACCUCCCAUACUCCAACCACCUCUUCAGUGACUGCAGGCAACAGCGGUGGAGUGAUAGCGGAACUCUUGCAGAAUCCUCACCUGCUCCAGCAACACAAAAACUACUUAGUUGCAUCCCAGUACAUGACCGGGAGUCCCUUGGGACGUCCGGGCGGGUCUUCAGGUCUACACGUGGGCAACCCAACGCCACCUCACACCCCUACACCUCCUUCGGACCUCCUCCAUCUGCGCACUCCACCGGGGCAGGGCCCACCGCUACUGAUGCCAGCUCACCCUCACCUAGGCCUGCAUCCUGAGCUCUCUGCAUACGUUCAUCAGCAAAUGCUCUAUGCAGCUGCCCACCAAAACUAUUCCAUGCAAACGGAUCUACACGCACAGCAAGAAGCACGUGCUGCUCUAGGUAUGGCCCCAAGGUUCGCCUACCCGCCAGUGGCGGGGGGCUUCCGGCCUCCCCAUGCCCCUUCGGAAGGAGGAAAGCAUGACGGGACAGAAGGAAAGGCCCGCAUCAAGCAGGAGGGCGAACCCAAGGCCUGCGAACAGAAAGAGAACAAAGCUGAGAGUGCACCACGACCACCUGCGGGGGUACCUUUCCCCGCAUCACUGCGACCUCCGGCUCAUCCAGUUGGAACAUCCCCGCACGAACGUGUGACUGACUCGCCAGCGGUGGCCAGCCCCUAUUCGCGUGUACCCCUGCCGGACAAGGACAGGGGAAGCAAAUCAGAGGAGUUGAAGCCCCCGCUCGCCCAUCAGAGCGCACCGUAUCACGGAAGUCUGGAAGGAGCAGCUCUUGCACUCAAGAAGGACUCUCCUCUUCUCGUACACCCUGUGGUUCCGGAGCAGAUGUUACAGGAGCUGCAGAAGAAGGGAGGCUUUGGGGAACGGAGACCUCCUCCUCCACUGCAGACGGGGCUUGAAGCUUCCCUGCACGGGGGACCUCCGCCUGCGCACGCCCUCUCGCAGCCCACACCUGCAGCUGUCCCUCGCAGCCAGCCUCAGACACCGCCUCAUGCUAGUCAAGUGCCCCCUCAAGGAGACUCAUCCCUAUUAUUGCGGUACCCAGUUAUGUGGCAAGGACUGUUAGCUCUCAAGAACGACCAGGCUGCCGUGCAAAUGCACUUUGUAUCCGGGAAUUCGCACAUUGCCGUUGCAUCGCUACCACCGAUGGCUGACGGGGGUACACCACCAGUGCGCAUAACACAGCGGAUGCGACUAGAACAAACGCAGCUCGAAGGGGUAGCUAGAAAAAUGCAGAUGGUAGAUGAACACUGCAUAUUGCUAGCACUACCGUGUGGCAGGGAUCAUAUGGACGUUCUGCAGCAGUCCAAUAACCUUCGAAAUGGUUUUAUAAACUACCUUCAACUUAAGCAAGCAGCAGGCAUUGUCAACUCUGCUGCCCCUGGCUCUCAACAGCCUGCUUACGUGAUUCACAUUUUCCCAUCUUGUGAUUUCUCCAAUGAGAACAUGGCACGCAUUGCUCCUGACCUCCUGCACAGCGUCAGUGACAUUGCUCACCUCAUGGUCAUCAUAGCUACAGUGUAAUGUGCUCCCCAGGACAUUCUGCACGUGCGUAGACUCUCCCCAGAUGAAGUUGCACGGUACAUGGCACAGUGCAACUUCUGUUUGAUCUCCUUGUCUUCAUGCAAGUGUAACAAUGGUGCUCCACAAGUUAUCUCACUCAGACUGAAUGGCAGUGACAGAAAAAGUUUGGUUGUAAAUGGAGACUUGUACAGUGUAUUUUAGUGUUAAGGCACAUUUGCUAUCAGGGUUCUCUGUGACUUAAAUGUAUUGUUGUUCUUUCUGUUGCUUCGUUCUGGAAAUAAUCGAAGGCAUUUUUUGGGGGAAGGGUCAACUGUUGGAACAUGUUAGAAGAGCAAGUGCGAGCCAAUGCUGUAUCUGUCGUGCUGGCCAUUGGUUGUUGUCUUGCUGUACAUACAGUUACCAUGUGCGUGUAAAUAUAUUUAUAUAUGUAAACAAACAACCACAACAACAACAAAUAUAUAUAUAUAUAUUCAUAAUGACAGUGCUACAGGAAAUGGGGGACUCUGACUGAUGAUACUAGAUGCAGGCUCAAACUAUGUGAUAAAAAAUAUAUAAAUAUAUAUAUAUAUAUAUAAAAGACAAUUUCGAAAGCUGAAUAUGUAAAUAAGAUGCUCUCUUGUAAAUUUAUCCCAUCCUCUAUGUGGUAGUUACGUGCAAGAUCCUAAUGUCUCCUGUACAGUUCUAUAGUAUAUAUACUGAUAGAAGAAAAUCAGGGAUUUCACACCAUUACACAAAAUAUAGAGAGAGUAAAAGAAAAGAUAUCAUUUAGUUAGUGUUGAAGCUUCGGUGUGUUUUACGAAACAUGGUUGUGGAGAGGAGGACGACACAUCUAACUGUACAGCCAUGAGAUAAUGUCGCCCCCUAACAUUCUGCCAAACUUCUUUCUUGCUGUAUUAUGAGUUGAACAUUACCACUUGAUGUUGUACAGAAUUUUCAUCAUUUCAUGCUUGUUUAUGCAUCUCAUUUCAUUUGUACAGAGGAAAAGUUGUACCUGGUAUUUUUUUUUUUUCUUUGUUCUUCCUGCACAAAAACAGACUAUGUAUGUCUUACUUGUUCCCUGGGUGGGGGUGGGGGGGGGCAGGUGUCCUACGUUGCGUGGAGAUAAGUAAUUCUUAAUGGUUGAAAGCUUGUACAUCUGUAAGCUUGUACAGUUUGUAUAUAUGUGUGUACCGUACUAUCUGUACAUUUCUCUUUCUCUCUCUCUCUCUCUCUCUCUGUCUCUCUCUCACACAAAACACAUUCAUUUGUGAAGUCCACUACAGCAACUUCAAAGUUCUAAGGCUGACGAUUGAAUCGAGCGGCAACACUCUGUCCUUGUGGCACUCUUCAAGGGCGCAUGUGGCACAUAGAAACAAGAACGAUACAGUUUGCAAGAAAUUGGCGUAAAGUGUUAUAAUUUAAACGGCCCGUGCGUGCACGAUUAUUGUUUACAGCCCGAGCAAGCCAUGUCAGGGUCCUAGUCAUAGUUGAAGAAAUGAUUGGAGCUUAACUGAUGUAGCAUAAUUUGUCAUGCUCAUAGCUUUUGAGCUUUUAGAAAAGAAAAAAAGCAGCGCAGUAUGCAGAACACUUUCACGGAGACCAGCAUGCAAAAUGGGGAGGAAGGGGGUAAACGUAAUUUGAUUGAGAGAUGGGACUUCCGUAAAGCGCAAGGGCAAUGUGUUGCACGUCAGAUGAGAUAAGCGGGGGGAUGGCCGGCAGGCUAUCCCCACUAUUGCUGUUUUCUCCUAUUUGCUCAAACCAUUUUUCAGAAUACGAAGCUGGUACACAUGUGCGUGCACAUAUGUACGCACGCAUCAAUAUGUACGCAUAGAAACUUGUGUAUAUAUGUAUAAUGUGGUCCGUACGAGAUAUCUUCACUUCAUUUGAUGUGAUUAUCAUUCAUCUUCAUCCGCUCUAUUUUUGAUGUGAGAGAUUGUCUCCUGUUCUCUAUUUUGUGUGGCCAGCCCAAAAACCCAGCACCCAUCAACUGCUGUACAUAGAAUCCACCCCACCAGGGGUGUCUGGGUCGAGCAAACUGGCAUUUGUGGUUUGUUUUCUCAGCCGACACCAUGCAGAGCAGUGAUAUAUAAGUUAUUAGUAACGUAAAUAAAGAGGAGAUGUAACAAAUUAAAA